AUGGUUUCCCUGAGGAUAUUAUUCCUCGGCGUACAUGGCUCCAAUGGCCUGAUAAGAGCACUUUUCCUGCCAGCAUGGUACACGGUGCUCCUGAGUCCAUUCACUCUGGCAAUCGCCUGGUAUUUUGGUCUAGACAGAGCAGUCCAGAGUUAUUUGCCCGAAGAAUUCUCGUGGUUCGAAGUUCUGCCCCAACUUGCGCUUCUGUCUGUCUUCUUCCUGCUACCAACGAGAUUAUUCUCUGCAUCAGGAGCUACGGCGAAGAGUAAAGAUGGGAAGAGGAGGGUACAAUCAGUGCCAUACUGGAUUCCGGGAUUUCGGAACCUUGGGAGUCUCGUCUUUGGAGGUGAGCAAUGGUUAAAGAGUAUAGGAGAGUCGUCCAUCUCCAGCAUCGUUGCAUACAAAGCUGCUGGAGCUAAGCACAAUCUUAUUCUUUCGGAUGAAGUUCUGCAACAAGUUUACAAACACUCAGAUAAGUUAGAGGAGCCAAGAGGCUACAAGACCGCAAUAUGCCAAAACGCCUUCAAUAUGCCUAGUGGCGCUGCAGACCAUAUCUCGAAUCUUACCCCGGCUAUUUCUGGAGUCUUCGAGAAGGAUUUGACGAGCGGCAAAAAUAUGGAAGACUUGGUCAAGUCAUCAUUGCGGAUACUGUCCGACUCGCUCCCAGAUUUCAUCACUUUCAACUCCUCUAUUGUGGAUCAGAUGCAAUGGGAGCGUGUUGCGAACCUCGAGCUCACUGACGGUACUUCGGAAGCCGAGUGCGACCUAUUCAUGCUAGUCAAUGAGUUCUGCUGCAAUGCUAUGUUGCCCCCGGUUAUGGGUGCGCAAUUUACCGAAUCAUAUCAACUGCUGGCCAUGGACCUGGCCACGUUCAAUCAGAAUUAUUGGGCACUUGCACUUGGAUUGCCACGGCUUUCACCUAUCAAAGGUUUACCUGGAGCGGCAUUGGCACAAAGACGACUUUCAAAUAAGUUCACAAAGCUAUUUGAUGAUUUGACAAACCCUCCGGUACGGCGAGUACCGGCUGAUGACGAAAGUGUCAGCGGUGAAGAAGAGACAGAUGCUGAUGUCUCAACGCCGUUGAUCAGACUGAAUGAUUUGUUCACAAAGCAUGACCUACCUUAUGAAGUUCGAGCCUCCCUUGGCCUCCAGCUUGUACAUGCCAUCGUCGCAGAAGUUGCUCCCUUGGUAUUCUGGACGAUACUGCACAUUUACUCAGCAUCAAGUGCACAAGACACGACAGACACGCCUUUGGGAAAGAUAAGGGAAGAGACAAAGGCAUGGGCACAAGCGAUCCAACCGCCCUCAAUACACCCAUCGUUCCCCGCACCACCUGAGAUACGCUACACUGCUGGGGGUGAGGCAAUUACCGAGAUUUUUUUUCCGUAUCUGCAUUCUUGCAUCAACGAAGCUCGACGACUCUACGGCUGCUCAGCAAGUGUAUACGAAAUCUCCAAGCCAAUCACGCUACAAGAUACUCACGUUGUUGCACGGGAUGAGCAAGCAGUAUGGGAGUUGGACGUAGGAUCAUACAUCGACAUCGGUGUUUCCGGAGUCCUCAUCAAUUCCUCCCCGUCACACCAUCUGUCGCCAACCACAUUUAAACCCGAUCGAUUUAUCCAUACGAAAGUUCCAGCUGCCGUUCUCCCCACCAACGACACUGCAGCACCCUAUAAAACCGCUCUGACAGUCUCCCUCGUAGCAGGCAUAACCCAACUCUGGGAAAUCGCACCAGCACCCAAGAAAUCAUUCUUCGAUCAGAUGCAAGAAGCGGGCGCGGAAGCAUCAAUGGGCGCCGCUGCACUUGCAGGCGAACAACGUGCCAUUGAGACUAAGGCAGAGGAGAAGCCGGGGGCGUGGGCCACACCGAAGCCUGUAGAUGGUGCUAGCAUCAAGGUUCCAAAAGCUGAUAUCAGAGUAAGGAUCAGGAGAAGAGAAGGUCUCCCUGCUUCCAAGAUUGUAGGGCGGAUCGGUUGA
Molecule: messenger RNA, 1974 nt
Organism: Plenodomus lingam JN3
Lineage: Eukaryota; Fungi; Ascomycota; Dothideomycetes; Pleosporales; Leptosphaeriaceae
Molecular function (GO): iron ion binding; monooxygenase activity; oxidoreductase activity, acting on paired donors, with incorporation or reduction of molecular oxygen
Source: RefSeq, a predicted model, not a curated record